AUGUCUGAUCACAAUAUCGACUGGGUUGAUCGCCUCAAGCCCGCCGCCCCAGAUGGCGCAACAACGAUAACAACAGAGCGCAGCAGAUCGAAUCUCGACGUUGACUCCUUGGCACAGCAUCUGCUAGGAACUGAUUUCCUCGAGCGUCAAGAUCGUAUCCUCGCUCAAAUCAAGCUCGACCCUCUCUUCUCGAAAGACAGACAGGCAAAUCUUGGUCGUCCGGAACGAUACAUGCUUGGAUUGGCGCGCUCAAAGCGCAUGCGCCAAAUGGCCGAUAGAUACAACUGGUCUGAGGAGGACUACGAAACUGCAAAGUAUCUUGUCGAUGACAUCUCCCCAUACCAGCUCCACCAAACGAUGUUCCGCCAGACACUGCUCGAGCAGACGAGCCCGGAGCAGAAGAAAUAUUGGAUGGAUCUGCAUGAAUCGUGGACAAUUGUCGGUGCAUAUGCGCAGACCGAGCUUGGUCAUGGCAGUAAUGUCAGCGGCAUUGAGUUGAUUGCGCGCUGGGAUCCGAAGACGAAGGAAUUCAUCUUGCAUUCUCCUACGCUUACGGCUAGUAAGUGGUGGAAUGGCUCGCUAGGACGGACUGCGACGCAUUCAAUUGUCGCUGCGCAGCUGCUUCUGCCGGAUGUUGUUGAUGGCAAGGGGGAAACAGUAUACAAGAGUUACGGCCCUCAUAUGUUUGUGACGCGGGUCCGCGAUCCUGAAACUCACAAGCCUCUGCCGGGAAUUGUGAUCGGUGACAUUGGGCCGAAAUAUGGAUAUGCGUCCAUGGAUAAUGCCUAUAUGCUUUUCAAUAACUUCCGUAUUCCCCACAACGCCAUGCUCAGUCGUUACAGCCGGGUAGAUCCUGAGACAGGGAAAUAUUAUAAGCCUGAGAACAAGGCUGUCCUUUACGGCUCCAUGACACAUGCCCGCAAGCGUAUUACUAUGGCAGCUCGUCUUGCCCUUGCCCGGGCAGUGACUGUCGCCGUUCGAUACUGCUCAAUCAGACGCCAGUUCCAUGAUAAAGAAGCGCGCUCUCCUGGUGGCUAUGAAACAGCAGUUUUAGAUUACCCGACUGUUCAGAUUCGUCUGCUACCUCUUCUUGCUACCUCAUACGCUCUGCAUUAUACCGGGGAACGAAUGGGACAAAUCUACGAAGCUACGCGUUCCAAUGUUGACGGAGGAGAUCUGUCAUCUUUGAUUGAUCUGCACAGUCUGUCGUCUGGUCUCAAGAGUCUGGUAAGCGAGUUGGCUGCCAAUGGCAUCGAGACCUGCCGGCGAUCCAUGGGAGGUCACGGAUACGGCGGAGGAAGCGGUCUCGUUCAACUGAACGCGGACUAUCUAGCAAAGCCUACCGUCGAGGGCGAUAACUGGAUGAUCACCCAGCAAAUGGCGCGCUAUUUGAUAAAGAAGGUGACACUGAUUUCUUGCUCUACUACGAAUUUCGUCCCAUCAAAUCGAACGGAGAGCGUCUUGCAUGAAUACUACAUGACCAAAUCCACAGACCCCAAGCCACUGGAUAUAUUUAGCGAUGAUGGCAACAUCGUGAAGGCAUUUGAGCGACGUGCGGCCUAUCUUAGUUUCGAGGCGCACCAUGCCCAUCACGUCCAAAAGCGGAGCUGGAAGUCGCUUUUGAUUCAAAUGCACCAAUUGAGUCAUGCGCAAUCAGAAAUGAUUUUGGUUCACAACUUCUUCGACAGCCUCACUGCUGAUACCACGUUGCCACCAGCGACUCGAAACAUCCUCUGGCUGAACUUCCGCCUCUUCGCUCUAUGCACCACGGGCAAGUCUACUCGUGACUUUGCUCGCGCCAGUGCUGUGUUGGAAACGCAGCUGGAUGCGAUACCAGAUACUAUUGUCAAUAUUAUGCAAGAGAUGCGGCCACAUGCUGUUCGUCUGGUUGACGCGUGGUCUAUCCCGGAUUAUCUACUUGACAGUGCGUUGGGACGUUCCGAUGGCAGAGUUUAUGAAGAUCUCUUCAAUCGGGCUCAUCGUCUCAAUCCUUUGAAUACUCUCACCUUCAAUCCCGACUACCGGACCGACGAAUUGGUCAAGGGCUCGAAUGACGGCGGUGCAAUUUUGUCCAAGUUAUAG
Penicillium bovifimosum is the source of this 2082-nucleotide messenger RNA. RefSeq lists its product as uncharacterized. The record is from RefSeq and is a predicted model, not a curated record. The coding region runs from base 1 to 2082 and encodes 693 amino acids. Gene Ontology annotation, biological process: fatty acid beta-oxidation using acyl-CoA oxidase; lipid homeostasis. Lineage: Eukaryota; Fungi; Ascomycota; Eurotiomycetes; Eurotiales; Aspergillaceae. Gene Ontology annotation, molecular function: FAD binding; fatty acid binding; acyl-CoA oxidase activity. Gene Ontology annotation, cellular component: peroxisome. The transcript is spliced from 5 exons.